Molecule: messenger RNA, 1320 nt
Organism: Nematostella vectensis (starlet sea anemone)
Lineage: Eukaryota; Metazoa; Cnidaria; Anthozoa; Actiniaria; Edwardsiidae
Exons: 1
Coding region: 1-1320 (439 amino acids)
Biological process (GO): proteolysis
Molecular function (GO): nucleic acid binding; zinc ion binding; aspartic-type endopeptidase activity
Source: RefSeq, a predicted model, not a curated record
AUGGAUAAAGUACUGCGUCCUGAACGCCUAGAAACCGAUCCAAAUAGCAGCACGGCCCAGAAGGAAUGGCUCCAUUGGAAAAGGACCUUCGAGAAUUUCGUACAAGUUCUACCUCAGACGGGCCUGGACAAGUUGACCGUUUUAACUAACUUUGUUUCUCCAACACUCUUCCAACACAUCGAAGAUUGUACGGAAUACGAUGCAGCAAUUGAGGCGCUACAAGCCCUUUAUGUUAGACCACGGAAUGAGAUCUUCGCUCGCCAUCUACUUGCAACGAGACGCCAGCAACCAUCGGAAAGCUUAGAUGAGUACUUGCAAGCUCUGAAAACACUGAGUAAGGACUGUGAUUUUAAGAGUGUAACCGCAGCGCAGUACAGCGAAGAGAGCAUACGGGAUGCGUUUAUUACAGGUCUGCAAUCCAACACAAUCAGGCAACGAUUGUUGGAGAACAAAACACUUGAUCUAAAGACCAUGUUUGACCAGGCUCGAGCUCUGGAGUCAGCUAUGAGGAGUUCAGAAUCAUAUGGAGCACCACAGAUACCUAUAAAUGCAGCACUACCUUGUAACAGCACCUCAUUGUCAGCAGAACAGCCUGACGAGUCUACUGUAGCUACAAUGAAACUCGAUAAAGCUACUUGCUUUUUCUGUGGAAACAAGAAACACCCUCGACCGAAGUGUCCUGCCCUGGAGGCUAUUUGCAACAAGUGUCAAAAGAAAGGCCAUUUUGCUAAAGUUUGUAAAGGAAAGGCGGUUCCAAAAGAAAGAGUUUCGGCAGCAACUUGGUCCCCGAUACUCGCCACAUUGACAGCUAACCCACCAAAAUCCCUCUCUAAAUCAUGUGGUGUCGUCAAUAUCCAAGGAUUGCAAGUCAAGGCCCUGUUUGACAGUGGGAGUAGUGAAAGCUAUAUCCAUCCCAGUCUAGUAGAGCAAGCAAGUCUGACAGUCCAGCCCUCAUCUAGUACCGUAUCCAUGGCAACCUCCUCGACAGGCGCCAUCAAGGUUAGUGGUACUUGCACAGUUGAUCUUACCUACCAAGGACGGAGAUAUGAAGGCCUCAAGUUUUCUGUACUCCCUGGGCUAUGUGCAGACCUCAUAUUAGGAGUAGACUUUCAGUCAAAGCACGAAAGUGUCAUCUUCCAGUACAAGGGCUCCGAACCGCCCCUCUCCGUCUGUAGCUUCAGCACUCUGAAUGUAGACCCGCCUGAGCCAUUUGCAAACCUGACAGCAGACUGUCAUCCUAUUGCCACAAAGUCACGCCGCUACAGCCAAGAAGAUUCCACGUUCAUUGAUGAAGAAGUUAAGAGGCUGCUUAAUGAAUGA